CUCUCAACUCAAGCUUCGAUUUUUUUUUUUCUUUGGUUUUGGUUGCUGCGUUGAUUGGAUUGGAUUGGACUUUCUCUAUGAAAACCAUCAAAUGUCAUUUAGCUAUUGAAAUCUCCACUAAGAUAACAACUCUGAUGCUAUAAAAUCUUAAAAUCCUUAGAAGAAACUCUAUGAUAAUCGUUUUUCCAUUUAAACAAACAAAAAAAAAUUGCAAAAUCAGAAACAUACUUAAAUUGGACGCCAUGGUAGCCACGGAUAGAGAUUCGAACUCGUAGUUAGGCGGGUCUGGGCGGAUCUAGGCGGCGCCUAGGCGGUCUGGGAGGAUCUAGGCGGCCCCUAGGCGGUCUGGGUGGAUCUAGGCGGCUGCUAGGCGGUCUGGGAGAAUCUAGGAGGUUGCUAGGCGGUUUGGGAAGAUCUAGGCGGCGGAUAAGAGGUCUGGGAGGAUCUAGGCGGACUGAGCGAGUCUGGGAGCCAGGGCGGGUCGUGUCCUUUUUUUUCUUUUCCAAAUGAAGACAGCGAGAGACUCGGCCAUGACUUGGUCUCUGCCUUGUAUUCUCUACGCUACUUCAGAAUCAGAGAUGGGCUUAUUGUCUAUCAGUCGCUCUAGAUUCUUCCUUCUUAAAACCAGUUUGACCUGUGAAUAAGGAUAUUAAUCUUCCCUUUUAAUUAGUGUGUGUGUGUGUGUGUUUACUCUCGCCAACAUUUGGUCUGACCUGGGUUUGUGUAAAAUUACAUACAAAAUAAAGAGAGGAAGAAAAAGAAGAAGAAAAAUGCACCAAUUACUUUGCAGCUAAUAAGAAGCUAAGAAGCACGGACACGGAUAUGGAUACGGGGAUACGAUACGACACGACACGGGGAUACGACAAAUUUCUAAAAAUUAGGAUAUGAUACGUCGUGGAUACGGCAAUUUAAAUAAUAUAUAAUAAUUUUAAAAAUAACAAUAUAUAUAAUUUAUAACAUAUUUUAAAUAACAUAAAAAUGAUAAUAUUAUUACUUUUGAUAUUAUUACUUUUAACAUACUUCCACUUGUCUUGGUUAUAAUAUUAUUACUUUUAAUAAGACAAACAAAACAAAAUCCUUUAGUCAAAACGAUAAGACCAGCCAUCACGUGGGGUGUGGGUGAAACUGUGAAUAUUAAACAAACAAAAUCCUUUGACCUAAAAAGAACAAAACAAAAUCCUUUUGUCAAAGAAACAGAGAAGCACGCGUGAGAAAACAAAAUGAAAAUGGAGAAGAGAACCCGACGCCGCCGACAAUGAAGAAUGAAGAAGAAGAAAUUGAUGAGUAGGGGCGCCGCUGGAUGAACAAGAAAAAGGAAGAUCUGGGCUUCUUAAGGACGAAGAAGAAGAGUUGAUGAGCGGGGGCACCGCUGGAUGCAGAAGAAGAAGGAAGAUCUGAAAGAAGAAGUGGAGACGUUUCCUGAUACGCGUAUCCUAAACAUCAGAUACUCGUAUCUGUAAUAUCAGAUACGCGUAUCUUUUUGUCGUUGACCGUAUUCGCUUACUCGGAUACGUAUCCAUCGCGUAUCCGCACGUAUUCACAGCGUAUCGUAUCCCCUAGCGUAUCGGAUACGGAAUACGCACCUCAACCAGCGUAUCCGUGCUUCUUAGAUAAGAAGUUUCCUCGUCUCUGCAACUGCAACUUUGUUGGAGUAAAAGGUCUUCAGAAUCAGAAGGACCUUACGUGUCAGCGGAAGAAACGAGUAAUGGAGUCACCAACUGUAACGUGGAACCUACGUGUAAUAGAUAUCUCACUAUCUGAAACCUGACCUGUCAGGCUGUCACCUGAGAAGAAAAGGACAGAAAACCCAUGCCAUAUAUAUAUGCAACAUUCCGCCAUUUUCUCCUCUCAACUCUAGUUAUUUUAAACCCUAAUUUGUAGCCUUCAAUCCAGUUCUCUCUAUUUGCUUAUUGCACGUAAUAUUUUCCAAGUUGAGAAAUAUGAAAUGAUGAAAGAAAGCAUGCUGAAUUUGAAGUCCUUGAAUCACAUCUCAUUGGUGUGCAGAUCAGUUGAGAAAUCCCUUGAUUUCUACCAGAGUGUUCUUGGGUUCUUCCCCAUUAGGAGGCCUGGCUCCUUUGACUUUAUUGGUGCAUGGCUAUUCAAUUAUGGCAUUGGCAUACAUCUUCUCCAAUCUGAAGACCCUGAUAAAAUGCCCAAGAAGAUCACCCAGAUUAAACCCAAGGAUAACCACAUUUCUUUCCAGUGUGAGAGCAUGGUCACAGUGGAGAAAAAUUUGAAGGAGAUGGAGAUAGAGUACGUGAAGCGCAGGGUGGAGAAGGGUGGAAUCUACGUUGAUCAGCUUUUCUUCCACGACCCUGAUGCCACUAUGAUUGAGAUCUGUAAUUGUGAUAACCUUCCCGUAAUACCCCUCACGGGAGAGCCAGUCAGGCCCUGCAAUGCCUAGAAACAACAACAACAGCAGCAGCAGCAGAUGGCAUGCCUCCCUUCUAUACACAUCAAGGUAGAUUACCUUCCUUGUUCAUAAAUUGUAAGGUGCGGAUCAUUACAUGUGAAAAUUUGAUUAACCAACUUGAAAACUUAUCUAGUUUUUUAAUUUUUAGUUGAUAGCGCCUGAAAUCUUGUCUGUUUUAACUUUUCUAGCUGUCUUGAUUGAGUAACCAAAUAUGAAAAUGAUCUUACCUAUAAGAGCAAGGGAAACCAAAAACAUGAGGCAUAAACAGAUAAUAUAUAAGCUGGCAGUAAAAUGAAACUUACCCACCACAUCACAGGAUGAUGAGGACAUCUGCUUAAAUGAAAAAACAGAAGAACUGAGAGCUCCCUUCAGUCCAAAACAUAGAGCAAGUGCAUCUCAUCAUCUCAUAGCCGCGCUGUUCUGUUUUGGGCUGCAAGGAGCACCCAUUUCUGCAAUUUCCCCAUGAAGUCAAGGAGGAGAAAGACAAAAAUGGAAUGGCUCAUGACUUGGUUCAAGCUCUUCAACCACUCUUUCUAAAACAUAAAUGCUUGCAUGACAGCAACAAAGUGAAAUACAAUACAAGCAUUGAAAUUGAUGCCUAGCAUGCAUUGAUUAGAAGAAAGAACUGGGCACCAUGAUGACUUGAUGAGUGACAUCUAACUGACAAGAGAAUCUUCAAUAACAUACAAAGGUAAAGGUGACAACAAGUUUUCAAUUUUUUCUCAAAAACAGUAAAGUAAUUCCCAACUGUGGUUGCUAACUACACCUCAGUUUUCUUUUUCUUGUUCCUCUUAAGGAAAUGAAAUAAUUCCCCACAUUAGUCUUAUGAUACAUGUUCUUUGCAUCCAACAUUAAUUCCUUUCUUUCUCUGGCUCUCACUUCAAUUUAGCUAAUAGAUUUAGUAA
Molecule: messenger RNA, 3318 nt
Organism: Prunus persica (peach)
Lineage: Eukaryota; Viridiplantae; Streptophyta; Magnoliopsida; Rosales; Rosaceae
Exons: 3
Coding region: 1946-2404 (152 amino acids)
Source: RefSeq, a predicted model, not a curated record